AUGGCGGCCCCGGCAUCUAAGACAGUUCGGGAUCUGAACGGCAAGUGGGUUCUGAACAAAGCCCUCUCGGACAGCGUCGACCCGGCGCUCACGCUGCAGGGCGUCAGCUGGCUCGUGCGCAAGGCCAUCGGGGCGGCGUCGGUGACGCUGCACGUGAAGCAGUACCAGGGGGCGCCCCGGGCGGCGGUGGAGACGGAGCCGGCGGCGGCGGAGGACGAGGUGGCGACGCACAUCGACAUCGAGCAGGCGGUGGGCGGGGCCGGGCUCAAGGGCACGACGGAGCACCGCUGCCUCGACAACCGGUUCCGCGAGCACGCCGACUGGCUGUUCGGGCGCGUGCGCGGCCGCAGCCGCCACCUGAGCCUGGCGGAGCUGCGCGCGCUCGCCGCCGGCGAGGCCCGCGACCGGGGCUGGGUCGAGGACGACGCGGUCGCGCGCGACUGGCUGCCCGACGACGGCCCCGACGGCGACGCCGACGCCGCCACCACCCUCGUGCUCAGCUUCGUCGAGAGCCUCGACUCCGACUGGACCGCCCUCCAGGCCUGGGGCUUCCAGGACGUCGGCGGCGAGCGCCGCUACGUGCGCAACCUCGUCGUCGCCAAGAAGGGCCAGUUCUACAGCUUCAAGAUGGUGUACGAUUGGGCGCCCGAGUAA
Messenger RNA from Durotheca rogersii, 654 nucleotides. RefSeq lists its product as uncharacterized. Lineage: Eukaryota; Fungi; Ascomycota; Sordariomycetes; Xylariales; Xylariaceae. The record is from RefSeq and is a predicted model, not a curated record. The transcript has 2 exons. The coding region runs from base 1 to 654 and encodes 217 amino acids.